Messenger RNA from Pieris rapae (cabbage white), 3713 nucleotides. RefSeq names its product neuronal membrane glycoprotein M6-a (gene M6). Bases 134 to 883 code for a protein of 249 amino acids. Gene Ontology annotation, biological process: neuron projection development. Gene Ontology annotation, cellular component: plasma membrane. The transcript has a single exon. NCBI's taxonomy places the organism in Eukaryota, Metazoa, Arthropoda, Insecta, Lepidoptera, Pieridae. The record is from RefSeq and is a predicted model, not a curated record.
UUGUAAUCUUUGCUUGCCGUAAUCAGUUCAGCAGCUUUUUUUAAUCAGUGACUUAUGUUUAUAUAUUUCGAAAAAUAAAUAUUACUUUGAAGGAGACUUUAUAUAUACAAUACAGUUAAAUAUAAUUGCUAAAAUGGGUGAUCCGUGUCAAGCUUGUCUUACAAGAGUACCCCAUGCUACUUUAAUAGCCACUAUAAUGUGCUGCUUGGGCGUGGGAGUGUUUUGUGGAACGAUGUACCGAGGUUCAGCACUGUCUAUAUUAAUGUUUGAUGAAGUUUUUCACUUUCGCCUAAUAUGGAUCGAGGCUCUUCAAAUGAUAUUUAUAGUUGGGAGUGCAUGUAUGGCCGCUUUAGGAUUCAUGCUCCUUUGUCUAGGAUGCCUUACCACAGGUGCCACGAGACAAAGAGUUUAUCGAGCUUGGCGAGCUAGAGUCGGCGGAAGGAUCUCUUGCGCAAUUUUCAUGAUAAUAACCUACAUUUUGACAUUUACUUGGAUCAUAUUACUUGGUUUCCUCGUGAUAACUACAUUCUUAUUUACAAUUUUUUGGAAUCUUUGUUCUAAACCAGGAAACAUUGAAUUAUCAACUUGCAUAGAUUUUACACAGUUUGAUUUUAUGUUUCCCGCUUCAGUUAAACAAGAAGAUAUGAAAAUCUGUGAAGCUCACAAAAUGAAACUAUUUUGCAAGGACUAUGUUGAGAAAGCUGAAUUUAUGUUUAUUCUUGCUAUGGUGUCAUGCCUUCUAGUUAUACUGAGUUUGGUACACUAUCUGAUGUGUUUAUCUGCUAACUAUGCACACAUAAGGGAUCAUGAGAAAUUCCAGGAGUUACAAGAAUUGCAAUACCUCACAAACCCAAACCUACAUGCCUCCAAAGACAGAUUCUAGUAUAUGGCCCGUGCGCCAUUACUGCGCUCCCUUGAGGCAACUACUAAAAUGUGACAGAAUGAUUGAGAAAAAAUGCCUACAAAAUCCUGUGUUCAUCUUAUGAAAAUAUAAAAAGACUGAUGUAUGGUGAAGAUGAUGAUUCAAAUUAUUGUCACAUAUCUUAUUUAGACCACUGUGAAUUGUUCAAAUUUGACAUUCCGUUAACAUUAAGGUAAUUUGUUAUAUUUUACAUUAUAGGGAACCUUAAGGUCUUAUUAUAAACAUACUAAAACUUAAAUAAGUAAAUUAUUAUAUCAUUUUCAGUAAACUAGUCCCUUAAAAGAAUAUUGCCCAAAGGCAGACAUAGACAUAUUCUUCUUUACUAUUGCAUAGAUUCAUACCGGAUACACUUUCCUUUUAAUAAUCAAUUAUGCCAGACUGAUAUUUUCUUAAAAGGUUUGUACUGUAUUUAAUAUUGAGACAAUAGUUAGAUGUGACAACAUGUACAUCUUUUUCUAGUAUGUUUAUGAUUAAGACUGCUAGUUUAGAUAAGUUUAGUGUAGCACAAAUAACAUAUUAAGAGUAAGUAGCACUGAUUAUCCAGUAAUUAUUUAAGGUUUACCUUAGAAAGGUAUAUUGUACAAAUAUGUAUAACAGCUAAAUUGAAAAUGAUUAAAGUUUGUUAAGACUGAGUGGCAGACUUGAUUAUAUGGUAGCUAAAUAGAUUUGAAGUUACAUGGAAUUGUUGUAGAUUGAGAUUUAAAAGAAAUUACUAAAAAUUCCAUAUUGCCUAAAUUAAAGUUAAAAAAUAAAUAAUUUGUUUCUUUUUACAAUAAUCAACUAGUAAUCAACAUUAGAUAAAACAGUUUGUAGGUAAAAAUCUUUAAAAAGUAUUAAUCCCACAUUCAAGUUACCAGUGCUACAUUAUUUUGAUCAUAUCUGUAGUGACACAUUUGAUUGAUCAAUAUUUGUAUUUUCAUGCAAACAUGGUUGAAAAGACAACAAUGCAAUAAUAAUAAUUAUAUCAAAUUGAUGCAUCAUUGACUGACUCAUGAGAGCAGGGGUUGGAAAGUCUUAACAAUCUUACUAUUAUGGGAUACUAUCUGUGUAGUUUUACUCUUGUUAAUUUGCUGGUAUCUUUAUAUUAUGUAGUCUCCUCGAUACAUAGACUAUCCCACAAGUUGUAUGUCUAGUAACCCUUAAGUCUUUAACUCAUAAAGCAGAGCAAUGCUAUUUCAAUCAAAAUAUUUCCAUGCUAAAAAACACAAAUAUAUUUGUUGGAGAUUUUGUCUCAAUUAACAAAAUUUUUCAGUCUUUACCUUAUGUUAUGAUAUGAUUUGUAUAGAGAAGUCAUUGAUAGUACUAAUAUAUGUACAAGUUUUCAGAAAUUGAGUACAAUUAUUUUUUACUGUAUCCACUUAAUAACAAUUACAUAUAAGGGUAUGAUAUACAGAUUAAGGGUAUGUUUCACAAUGUCCAGAUAAGUUUUAAAUAAGCUAUUUAUUACUACAUAGGUAGGAUACAUUAUUGUUGAGUUUCACUACUCAGAUAGCGCUAUAUGUCAUGAAUCCCUAAGUCUCUUAUUCUGAACUUUUAUCUUCAGAAUAAUUUAUUUGUUGCAUAGCUAUUUGGUAAUUUAUCCAUACACUGUGAAACAAACCCUUAGAAUGUCAAUAUAACUAUGGCUUCUGUACAAAGCAAAAAUGUGCUGUUAUACAUAAACUAGAAAUUACUCAUAGUAAUGACUUCAAAUAAAUGAGAUAUUUACACAAUUGGUUAUAAAGUAUGUUAAACUUUGUAACUAUGGUAACAAACAAUUCUUUCUUUAAUCCACAUUUUGUAAUGAAAACCUAACCUAACAUUGUUCACUACCUGUUAUGGUAGAAAUAAAACUUAUAUAAUUUUAUAUCUGUAUUUUAUAUUGCAUUUAGUUUUCUGUGGCAUUACAUGUGUAAAUCUUAAUGAAGUUGCCAAUUACUUGAUGAAUUAGUCUGAGUAAUACUGAUAAUAUUAAUAGGCAACAGUUGGAUAAAACCAUUGCCUACUUUAAAUGUUUUAUAAAAUUUAUAUCCAGCCAGCAUUUUUAAAAAUAGGCUCUAGCAAUUAGUGGAAUAUGUACAAAAAGAACAGAACGAACUGUUAAAUUUCUUUAAUGGUGCAAAAUCUAUGGAAAUUCAUUUAAUAAUAUUUAUUGUUUAAGAAGCAUUGAAUAUUUUAUAUGAAUUUUAAAAUGAAGAUCCAGUGAAUCAUUAAAUUGAUAGCAGUAAACUUGACACUUCAAAAUGGCGUUAGCGACGAGAAAUUGGCUUACGGUAAAACUUAUGUUUGCUGUGUUUAAGAAAUAAUUGUUGUUCUGUAGAAUUGUGUCUGAUUUAUUCUUUAAUUGGACGACGUUAAAUUUUUUACCCGGAAUCGAAUUUGUUGUUACCAGUAUUGUGCGAGACUUUUUAUUAAAUUGUUUUCUUAUGACGAGUCAUUUUGAAAUAUAAUCAGCUGUUUAUUGGGACAGGGGACUUGAUAACGACAAGUCGACAACAUUAAUAUUUUAUUUACUAAAGUAUUUUUAUGGCUUAUUGUACGAGCUUCCACUGGAUGGCGGGCCUAGUACCAUAGGUAAUUUUGUCACAUGCUCAAUUUCAAAAUGUAUCAAUUUAGGCCUAACUAAGGCCGAGGGCUCAUCAGCCAUGGCCCAAAUCUGAAGAAUUUAGCAUAGCUAAAAAAUUUGAUUGUUUUUUUUAAAAAUCUGUAUGACAAUAAGCUUAUAUUUUUUGUACUUCUGUAAUUUAUACCCUGUAUGUUAGUUCAAGCACUUGCUUUGUAAUAAGCGUUUUAUUAAAAUGUUCACUUUGAA